Messenger RNA from Porites lobata, 1949 nucleotides. The record is from the annotation of a GenBank genome assembly. NCBI's taxonomy places the organism in Eukaryota, Metazoa, Cnidaria, Anthozoa, Scleractinia, Poritidae.
CAGGCUCCUAACUUGAAAGACUGUGGUGCUAUAUGUGACUGGAUUGAGCCAAUUAUACCAAACCACUUCUGGUUCUGUUGCCAACAAGCCAAUGGUGAUAUGCUUGCACUAAAGGUAUUGAUUGUUACUUACUCUCAAUCUUGUCUAUUGUUACAGCGGCGGAUCCAGGGGAGGGGCCCAGAUGACCCCCCCCCUUAUCUGAAGGGCUGGAACCGCCAAUGUGUUAUACACUUAGAACAAAGAUAACAGACUAUGAAUACAUUGGCAGGUUAUCCUAGUGGCAAUGUCAUAUAACUUAACUAAAGUAGCUUACCUUUAUUUUUACUGCUACAAAAUCUUUGCCAUCAAAACCUCUUGCAGGAAAUUGAUUUCCAUCCAUCAGAAGAUAUAAGUAGUUCUCCUGUUGGAAGUAUUCAAACUAUUUUGAUUUGUAUGGCAAACUCACAAAUGGCUUUGCCUCAAAUUGAUCAGGGAAAAUUCAACACUGAUUACAUAAAAUCUGGCAGGGCUUCCGAUUGAUGGUUCAAGCAAAUUUCCCUGGCACAGGCGUAAUACUCAAACCUUGAACACCUUCCUGAAACCUGUAUUGUUGUUUUUCCAGGGAUAAACAGCAGUUUGUUUCUUUUAUUACUAAACUUUUGAUUGACCUUUGAAAGUACCAUAGAUUGUUCAGCAUUUACAAUGAACUUUUGCUUAUUCUUCCUCCAUCUCAUUUUCUUUUGAAAACAGCUUUUGGGAAGCUUUUUAGUGUUACACUUGCUUUAUAACCAAUCAGAAGUUUUGGUCAGAUCUGGGCAGAUUUUACAUCAUCAAUAUGAUAUUUUUGCUGUUGUUCCUCAGACGCCAAUUCCACGCGAAACUACUGUAGUAGUGGUGCUGUGAAUUCUCGACUGUUUUUUAAGCUAUAACAAGAAUGAAAAUUGUAACUUGCUUUUCUGCCGCGUGUUAUACUUCUAGGACAUGUGGCAGGAUGUUCUUCAUCAUGUGGUAGGAGAACAUGAAUGGAGUGAUGGCCAGUGCUCUCACAGUCUACUCGUAUUAUCUGAUACUGACAUACCACUCCUUGGAAAAGGGUCCGAGGCAAUAGAAGCCCUAACAAAGGUCAUAUUGGACAAGAGAUGGCUAGAAAGUUUGGUCUUUUAUGUUUGGUUCAAGUAAGCAAUUUUGUUCUACAAUAGGUAAAAAUUUAUGAAUUUAGUAUUCCUUUGCUAGAUCCAAAAAAGCCCAAAAAUUGGGAAGCAGCUUUUAAGAUUUACAUAUGAAAUAAUAGUGUCCUUUUUUAGCCUAUUCUAGACCUGCAUGUACGCAGGCAUGUACCAACACUUAACAUGCUAAUACUACCGUAAUACAGUUUUUAAACAUUUUUUCACAUAGAUAUUUACAUACAAUUUAUUAAUAAACAUUAAUGGGAACUAAAUUGUGUGAUUUUUGAUUGUAGGCAUACCAGUUUGCUUGAAAACUUCAACAGCAAGAUGCUUAAGUAUGCCCCUAAAAGAAAUGCCUUUGAGUAAGAAUCUAUUUUUUUUACCAAGGAUCUUGCAAUCAUUGUAUUGCAAGAUAUUUCAUCCUAGUUACAGUUCUACAUUUACCUUGUUUUGCUUGCUUAGAUAUAUACAGAAGAGAGAGUUUUAUUUUUAUUUCAUAGCUUUUUGUGCCCUGAGGUGCUCCUUGCUGCUCUUGACCAUAACAUGCACAGCUUUAGACCACAAGCCACCACCAAAAGUGGUCACCUAAUCUUCAAGAAGCAGUAUUCAAACAGAACUAAGAAUUGGCACCCUGAACCAUUUAGGGCUGAAAAAACCCAUCACUAUAUCCAGUUCCUGAUGGCCAGCAUCCUAAAGGCAAGAGUGGAUGACAAGGAAAGUGCUGCAAGGGUUAUUUCUCUUCCAUCAGAUCACCCAAGGAAUCUGGCCCCAACCAUUGUCUUGCGAGAAAGCCCAGAACUGAUU